GAGCACUACAAGUCAAGCCAGUCAAAAGGGGCGGCUGUUCUUGGUUUAUCUAACUUUUCUACGGUUGUUGUGAUCGCCGAUAUCCAAGGCGUCUCUACCCAGCUCUGUAAGACAUGGUUAAGCAAAUUCACGUCAAAGGCUUCGAUGAAUUUCAGAACGUAACGAAGUCACUGAAAUCUAACGAUGUGGCAGUAUGCUUGUUCACUGGGGCUGAAGAUAGUGCGGGUAAGAACUGGUGCCCCGAUUGCGUCGCAGCAAAACCGUUCAUUCAAGAAGCCCUGAAAUCCGCUCCUGCAAAUGCCACGUUUAUCACAUGUGAAGUUGGUGACAGAGCAUACUGGAAAAAUGUGGGAAAUCCCUUCAGGACGACACCAAGUCUGAACAUCCAGAGCGUCCCAACACUGUUGCGCUGGGGAUCGCCGAAGAAACUUGACGGUGCCCAGUGUGAGAAUCCUUCUCUCAUAGCAAUGUUGUUUGAAGAAGAGUAAACUCCGUCAAGACAUCACCAAAAUAAACAAGUUUUAACGACUA
Messenger RNA from Ornithodoros turicata, 531 nucleotides. RefSeq names its product thioredoxin domain-containing protein 17-like. Gene Ontology annotation, molecular function: protein-disulfide reductase [NAD(P)H] activity. NCBI's taxonomy places the organism in Eukaryota, Metazoa, Arthropoda, Arachnida, Ixodida, Argasidae. The transcript has 4 exons. Gene Ontology annotation, cellular component: cytosol. The coding region runs from base 114 to 488 and encodes 124 amino acids. The record is from RefSeq and is a predicted model, not a curated record.